Molecule: messenger RNA, 2623 nt
Organism: Danaus plexippus (monarch butterfly)
Lineage: Eukaryota; Metazoa; Arthropoda; Insecta; Lepidoptera; Nymphalidae
Product: serine/threonine-protein kinase meng-po
Exons: 8
Coding region: 227-2275 (682 amino acids)
Biological process (GO): peptidyl-threonine phosphorylation; peptidyl-serine phosphorylation
Molecular function (GO): ATP binding; protein serine/threonine kinase activity
Source: RefSeq, a predicted model, not a curated record
ACACGCCAGUACCUAAGCGCCGGUCGACCUACCCGCAAGUCUAGAAAUAAAUUUAUUUCACAUUAAUUCAAUGUGCGUUCUGAAGUGAAAUAUCAUAAUAUUUAUCACUAUGUGACAUAUAUAUGUGAAGGAAGUGCUGGAAAAUAUCCAAGGGGACCUGAUGCUUAUAAUUUUACAUAUUCAUUUGUUUCAGCUUCAUGAGGAUGACUGGUAGAAGAAACAAAAGAUGAACAGUGGAAACAGAAGAGCCCUUACGGGUUCUAUACAUAAGAUUAGAGAAUUCGAAUUAGAGAAAGUAUGUUUAGUUGAAGAAUUCGAUAUACUCCAAAUAGUCGGUGAAGGAUGGUUCGGAAAAAUACUUUUAGUGGAACACAGAGCCUCAGACACAGAAAUCGUUCUAAAGGCCCUUCCUAAACCCUACGUAUCUAUAAGAGAUUUUUACAGAGAAUUCCAUUAUAGCUUACAUUUAAGUGCCAACAGAAACAUCGUCACAACUUUUGAUGUUGCAUUCGAGACUGCUGGAUUUUAUGUAUUCUGCCAAGAAUACGCCCCUUUAGGUGAUUUAACAUCAAACAUGCUGGAUACAGGGAUUGGAGAUAUUCAUACGAAACGAGUGGCGAAACAGUUAGCCGCCGCUUUAGAGCAUUUGCAUCAAAGAGAUCUUGUACAUAGAGAUGUUAAAUUAGACAAUAUAUUGAUAUUCAAGUCUGAUUUUUCAAGAAUAAAACUGUGUGAUUUUGGUGAAACUAGAAAAGUACAAUCUGUUGUAAGAAGAAGAAAUGAAUGGCUUCCCUACUCGCCACCUGAAAUAUUACAAUUAUCUAUGGACAGCACUUACAAAGCACUAAUAAGCCAUGAUAUAUGGCAAUUCGGCAUUGUUAUAUUUAUUUGUCUAACCGGUUGCUUGCCCUGGCAGAAGGCUGCUUUCGAUGAUCCGAGAUAUUUUAGCUAUUACAAUUGGUACAACAGUUCAAAUCCGCUUAAAAGACAACCAAAAUUGUGGAAAAUGGUAUCCUCGAAAGCCCAAAAAUUAUUCAAAAAAUUUAUUGAACCAAGAGUAGAAAAAAGGGCUACUAAUUUCUCGGAAUUAUCAAGGUAUAAUUGUGAUAGGUGGGUGGCCAAAGCGUACUCUGAUCGAGUUGCUGGCGGAGAUGUUGACGAACUUUGUCCUUCAAUGUACAGCUUUCAUAGUGAUCCGAAUGAAAAAAAUAUUCUACUAAAACAUUUUAGAGAUCACGGCAUAGAAACCACAGUAGAUCGCCAAGCUAAGAAGCAAAGAAUAAGAGAAUGGAUUCAAAACAGUGUUAUAGAGGAAGCCGACGAAGAUGUGGAAAGUUCACACGAGCCUAGUGUUUGCGAAGACAGUGAUGUAGAAUUAGAAGACCGAUCACGGCCCCAUCCUAUUGACGAAAGCCACAAGGUUACUCUUCGCUAUGACACAGAGAAGCAUAUAAAUCCCAGAACAGGAGAAAUUAUUGAAGGUGUUUCCCGGUCAAGUAACAAAACACAACUUUCUUAUGACGUACAAAAUAUAGAGCCCGUGGCACCCGGAAACAUUGUUAGAAAAUAUGGGACAAAAGAAGAAUCAUCUUCACAUAGUUCUGCUAAAGACAGUGCAUAUGGCUCCAUAGAACAGAGCUAUUCCAAGAAUUCCGCUAUUAAAUCUGAAACUAAACAGUUAUCACAAACCGAUAAAAUGUCUAAUAGCUCUCCCAGUAGAAGCGUGUCGUCUCUUCAACUAAACAAAACUCCAUUAUCAACCCAUGUCCAAAGAUUUCAAAAAAGUGAAGAAGUGUUUGCAGAAGAAUUAAAGGGUAUGAUGGGUAGUACAACAACAAUUAAUUCUGGGGGUAACUCGUCAAGGUCAAACAGUUUUCAAGUAACAAGAAAUAGUUCGCUUGAGAGUGCUUCAAAUAUUAGCGAUAGCCAAAUCGAAAACGAAACACAAAACAUAGUAAAGAACAAUAAUCCUGUUUCAUGUAAAACAAAUUCUUUUGAUUGUGAAAAUAAUGAAGGAAGUAAAGGAUCCGAACAAACUCAACCUUAUGUUUCCAUGAAAAAAUCAAUUUAUGAAACAGCUAAUAAUAGAAAGGAGUCCCAUAAUGCCCGGAAACCCGAAAACAAUAUAGAUUACAGUCAAACAGAAAGUCCUUAUACUUCAAUGUUAAAUAUAGUACAAGGACAAAUAAAAAUAGCCCCAUACGCCAAAGAAACAAAUGAAAAUGUUAUAAAAGUUUCAGUUACUCAAUAUAGCCAACAUAAAACCCAAAAGUAAUUGCUCAAUAUUGAAAUGGAUUAGUAAUAAAUAAGUUUUAUAUUAAUAUAAUAAUGUUUAAAAAGUAUAUCUAUUUAAUGUAUGUAAAUAAAAAUCGUAAUACAUUAUUAUUCAUGUAAUAUUAAUUACUGGAUUAUUAAAAAUAAGGUGCAGUUAUACUUAAGUUAUAAUAAAUUCUAUUUAUAUUAGGCUUGGUAUAAUAUUACAAUCGUAUUAGAUAAUAAUAGGGAACAAGUCUUAUUACAACUAUAUCGACAAAUCACAAACUUUUUUAUUAUUAAGGACGGUGUGAAAAAAUACCCUCCGACCGCUAUGAUAUAUAAUAAAGACAAAUUAUUAGAAAAUGAA